Molecule: messenger RNA, 2627 nt
Organism: Truncatella angustata
Lineage: Eukaryota; Fungi; Ascomycota; Sordariomycetes; Amphisphaeriales; Sporocadaceae
Product: P-loop containing nucleoside triphosphate hydrolase protein
Exons: 5
Coding region: 461-2158 (565 amino acids)
Biological process (GO): rRNA processing
Cellular component (GO): nucleus; ribonucleoprotein complex; cytoplasm
Molecular function (GO): ATP binding; RNA helicase activity; RNA binding
Source: RefSeq, a predicted model, not a curated record
GUACUUAACCGUACAAGUAUGACAGAGAAUGCAGGGGCUGUCCGAAGCGCACGGGCCAUAGGCCUCAGUAAUUGGCCGGGCUCGGGUCUGCUGGUGGAGCGCUCCUCCAGGCUAGCAGACCUCAGGUUAGCUCUUGCUGAAAUAAUUUUUUUGCCCAACUAGACCACCCUUGUUGCCUUCGAGUUCCUCGCCUCUUUCAGCCAUCAAAACUUCCAUCCACCCAAACAACCACCCGUCUCAAUUCCUUCAUCUACUCAACCAACUCUUUGUGUGACCGAUCUAUCUUCGCACAGCCUCUCAUUUCGCGACCAACAGCUCGCUUUAAUACACCUCGACCUUCCAUCCAAGUUGCGAUCGCGGUAGCUUUUUUGCUCAACCUCGAUAAUCUUGCGACAUCUGCGCUGAGCGCUCUGUACAACUUCACCCCAUUCUUCCCCCCACAACCUUCGACAAGUUCAUCAUGUCUUACGGCGGUGGCUACGGUGGCGGUCGCGGAGGCGGCGGCGGCGGCGGCUACGGCGGUGGCGGCGGCGGCGGUUACGAUAAGUAUGGGUCUGGCGGCGGCGGUGGUGGUGGCCGUGAUUUCGGCAACGGUGGUGGCUACGGUGGCAGCAAUGGCUACUCCAACGGUCACGGCGGCGGCGGCGGUGGUGACCGUAUGUCUAACCUCGGUGCAGGUCUGCAAAAGCAAAACUGGGAUCUCAGCGCAAUGCCUAAGUUCGAGAAGUCAUUCUACAAAGAGGACGAUGCAGUCGCUGCCCGAUCCUCUCAAGAAGUUGACCGAUUCCGAAGAGACCACCAGAUGACCGUCCACGGUAGUGAUAUUCCCAAGCCCGUCGAGACCUUUGACGAAGCUGGUUUCCCUCGAUAUGUCAUGGACGAGGUCAAGGCACAAGGCUUCCCCGCUCCCACAGCUAUUCAGUCCCAGGGCUGGCCCAUGGCUCUUACUGGUCGUGAUGUCGUCGGCAUUGCCGAGACCGGUUCAGGAAAGACACUCACCUACUGUUUGCCCGCUAUCGUUCACAUCAACGCCCAGCCGCUUUUGGCGCCUGGCGAUGGCCCUAUCGUCCUUGUCCUGGCUCCCACUCGUGAGUUGGCCGUCCAGAUUCAACAGGAGAUUACCAAGUUUGGUCGAUCAUCUCGCAUUCGAAACACAUGUGUCUAUGGUGGUGUUCCCCGUGGUCCCCAGAUUCGCGACCUGUCUAAGGGUGUCGAGGUCUGCAUUGCGACCCCUGGUCGUUUGAUUGAUAUGGUUGAGAGUGGCAAGACCAACCUUCGUCGUGUAACCUACCUUGUUCUCGACGAGGCUGAUCGUAUGCUUGAUAUGGGUUUCGAGCCCCAGAUCCGCAAGAUCAUCAGCCAGAUCCGCCCCGACAGACAAACCCUCAUGUGGUCUGCCACAUGGCCCAAGGAGGUCAGAGCCAUGGCUUCUGACUUCCUGAAUGACUUCAUUCAAGUCAACAUUGGUUCCCUGGAUCUCUCUGCCAAUCACCGUAUCACUCAAAUCGUCGAGGUUGUCAGCGAGUCCGAGAAGCGUGACAAGAUGAUCAAGCACCUCGAGAAGAUCAUGGAUGACAAGGCUAACAAGUGUCUCAUCUUUGUUGGCACCAAGCGUGUCGCUGAUGAGAUUACUCGAUUCCUCCGUCAAGACGGCUGGCCGGCACUCUCUAUCCACGGUGACAAGCAGCAAAACGAGCGUGACUGGGUCCUUGACCAGUUCAAGAACGGCAAGAGCCCCAUCAUGGUUGCCACUGACGUGGCUUCGCGUGGUAUCGAUGUCCGUAACAUCACUCACGUUUUCAACUACGACUACCCGAACAACUCGGAGGAUUAUAUCCAUCGUAUUGGUCGAACUGGUCGUGCCGGCCAAACUGGCACGGCCAUCACCCUUUUCACUACUGAUAGUAAGCCGAUCAUGUGCUAUUUCCUCAUUUGGCCCUAUAUUAACAACAUUCUCCAGACUCCAAGCAGGCUCGUGAUCUCGUUAAUGUCUUGCAAGAAGCCAAGCAGCAGAUUGAUCCUAGACUUCAAGAGAUGGUCAGAUACGGUGGAGGUGGCGGCGGUCGAUACGGCGGUUGGGGCCGUGGCCGUGGUGGUGGUGGUGGUCACAGAGGUGAGUCCUUGUGUCCCUACGCGACAAUGUGAGCUUUUCGACUGACAUGCACAUAGGUGGCCGUGGUGGCGGCGGUGGUCGCCAGUCUGGUGCCAACGAUCAACCCCUUGGCGGCAACAGCCGAUGGUAAACUGAUGUGAUAUCUGCUUGAACUCACAGCAGCGAAGCUCACUGUAUUCUGCCUCAAAUUUUCGGGGAGCAUGAUAGUUCACGGUUGUUUUCUUCUACAUGCACAUAUGCAACAAAAGUCGGCGUUGGGGUUAGAGGGAUUUUGAUUUGACAUUAGAUUUGGCCUCGAGGGUCUGUUUGAGAGCCCAUAUCAUGCCAUUAAUCCGAAGCGAUCCUUGGUACCUUUUGUAGGUUACUAGGCUCAGUGUAGCAGAUAGCCCUUCAGAUGGUUCAGGAAUUUGAUCUCUGAGGGGGGAGGUGGAAAGGUAGUUAGCUAAUAAGCUUGACGAAGAGGUCUGUGUCUGGUGCCGAAUAGGUAGCAGAAUAAAUUGUAUUCUGUUUCGAA